Molecule: messenger RNA, 1713 nt
Organism: Linnemannia hyalina
Lineage: Eukaryota; Fungi; Mortierellomycota; Mortierellomycetes; Mortierellales; Mortierellaceae
Source: the annotation of a GenBank genome assembly
AUGUCCGACUCGCAUUCCUCCUCAGAAACCGUUGCCACCCUCAAGCUGCUACUUAUCGGAAGCAGUGGCACUGGAAAGAGUUCUCUCCUCAUGCGCUUUGUCGACGGCGUUUUCCUUGCUCCCGACGAGAUCUCCGCCACCAUCGGAGUCGAUUUCAAGGUCAAGGUCAUCGACGUCGAGGGCAAAAAGUACAAGCUGACCAUCUGGGAUACUGCUGGACAGGAACGUUUCAGAACUCUCACUUCCUCCUACUAUAGAGUGUACGAUGUCAGCAACAGAGAUUCGUUCAACGAUCUUCAGACCUGGUUCAACGAGCUCGACACAUAUUGUUCCAGCAAGGAAGUCGUUCGCAUGAUUGUUGGAAACAAAGUUGACAAGGAGUCCAGCAGAGAAGUCAGCCGGCAGGAGGGGCAAGAGUUUGCUCGCAAGUUGCAGACUCUUUUUGUCGAGUGCAGUGCAAAGACCAAGCUCGGAGUUCAACAGGCGUUUGACGAAUUGGUGCAGCAGAUCAUCGACACCCCCAGCCUGUGGCAAAAGCAGGCACCCGCCAAUGUCCGUCUCCAGCCAAACACUGAAACCCAAGAGUACUCUGACGAAGUUGCUGCCCUUGUUAUUGAUAACGGUUCCGGUAUGUGCAAGGCCGGUUUCGCCGGCGAUGAUGCUCCCCGCGCCGUUUUCCCCUCGAUCGUUGGUCGCCCUCGUCACCAGGGUGUCAUGGUCGGUAUGGGUCAGAAGGACUCCUAUGUCGGUGAUGAGGCUCAGUCCAAGCGUGGUAUUCUCACUUUGAAAUACCCCAUCGAGCACGGUAUUGUCACCAACUGGGACGACAUGGAGAAGAUCUGGCAUCACACCUUCUACAACGAGCUCCGCGUUGCUCCCGAGGAGCACCCCGUCCUCUUGACCGAGGCUCCCCUCAACCCCAAGAACAACCGCGAAAAGAUGACCCAGAUCAUGUUCGAGACCUUCAACGCCCCCGCCUUCUACGUCUCCAUCCAGGCCGUCCUCUCCCUCUAUGCUUCCGGUCGUACCACCGGUAUUGUCCUCGACUCUGGUGAUGGUGUCAGUCACACCGUCCCCAUCUACGAGGGUUACGCUCUUCCUCACGCCAUUCUCCGUCUCGAUCUCGCUGGCCGUGACUUGACCGACUACCUCAUGAAGAUCCUCAUGGAGCGUGGUUACUCCUUCUCUACCUCUGCCGAGCGUGAAAUCGUUCGUGACAUCAAGGAGAAGCUCUGCUAUGUUGCUCUCGACUUUGAGCAGGAGAUGCAGACUGCUGCCUCUUCCUCUGCCCUCGAGAAGUCGUACGAGCUUCCCGACGGUCAGGUCAUCACCAUUGGUAACGAGCGUUUCCGUGCCCCUGAGGCCCUCUUCCAGCCCUCGCUCUUGGGUCUCGAAGGUGUCGGUAUUCACGAGACUACCUACAACUCUAUCAUGAAGGGAGAUGUCGAUAUCCGUCGUGACUUGUACGGAAACAUUGUCAUGUCUGGCGGUACCACCAUGUACCCCGGUAUUGCCGACCGCAUGCAGAAGGAGAUCACCACCUUGGCCCCCAGCUCGAUGAAGGUCAAGAUUGUUGCUCCCCCAGAGCGCAAGUACUCUGUCUGGAUCGGAGGAUCCAUCUUGGCUUCCCUCUCUACCUUCCAGCAGAUGUGGAUCUCCAAGAUGGAGUACGACGAGUCUGGUCCCUCCAUCGUCCACCGCAAGUGCUUCUAA